AUGGCGACGCGAAGAAGUCGCAAUCAAAAUCGCGACACCGCUAAGGAUAUUAUCCUUGGAUUAGCUCCAUCCGGACAAGGUCCCAGACAACCAAAAGAGGGAGUAUCCACCUACACACCAAAGACUGAUGAUCCGAAAGUGGAACGUGUAGAAAAAGUGAUUGUCGAAAGACGUCCGGAUAGUACGGCUAUACAUCAAUUACAAAACCAGCUGGACGAGUUAAAACGGCAAAAUAAGGAUCUUUUACAAGCCGAGCAGGCUGCAAGAAAGCGUCUCGAGGCAAAUCAAGAUGCUCUUCAACGUAGAAUUAUUAGUUCUGAUAAUGGAAUAAGGGCCCGUGAUUACGAUGAACUCCGUCGACAAAUCUCAUCCGUUGAUGGAAAGAUGAUGUCAUUGAAUAACGAUAUCAAUGGAUUGAGAAGUGCUAUGGAUCGUCAAAUGAACGAUCUUCUACAUAUCAAUAAUGAAAUGAAAAGUAGACCUGUUAUAGAUCCUUCAAAAAUUGCAAAUUCAACCCAACAAAUGGAUGGAAAAGUUCGUGACUUACAUUCGCAAGUGAUGUUGCUGAAGCAGACACUGGAUACGGAAAGAAAUGAGCGUGUCAAGGAAGGGAACGCAUUCAACAGCACUUUGCAACGACUACAGGAUUUCAUCAAACAACAAGAUGCGACAAGAACAGAAGUACUAAAUAAUUUAUCCAGAAAAGGAGACAUAGAUAAGGAGAAAAUGACAGAGGAAGCAAAACGUUUAAACGAGAAAAUUGGUCUUAUCACAGCCGAAGUGACACGAAAUACAACGGAAGCACAACGAAAACUUCGUGAUGAUCUCUUCCAAAGAUGUGCGGCUCUGGAAGCUGCGCUUAAAGCACAAAGUGACAAAAGUGGGGACGUUCAUCGUGACACCAAACGAGCCAUAGAAGAACGUCUUCGCUCACAAGAAGAACAAACAGAAAACCUAAAUAAACAACUGCAGACUGAUCGUGCGAAGCAAAAGGAACGUUUUCACAAAGUUAAUGAGGCAUUAGCUGCACUUGAACAUCAUUUAGAACUUGGAAAUAAUAAAAUCGAUACGAUAAUGAAUUCAGAAAUCCAAACAAGGAAACUCCACGAAAAAAGUCUUCUAUCAAAAAUUACCGAAGUUGAGGACAAACUAAACUCUUACAUUGGAAAUCUGACAAAGUCGAUUGACGAAGUGAAAUCUGGAAAAGAUAGCGUGAAGAUUCCGUCAUUGGAUGUGGAUGCUUUACGUCGGGAAAUGGAAGCAAUAGCUGCAGAUAAAAACAAGCUCAGCAUGGAAGGACUACUGAAACUUGAGGAGAAGAUGACAAGAGUUCAAGCAGGACUUUCCCAUGAUCGCCGUGAAAUAUCGCAACAAAUCGCAAAUCUUGACGAUAGUGACGAUGUUGCUAAACUCAAGGAUCAACUGAAUAGACUAGGAGGUGUUCACGGAGAUAUGGAAAAGACUCAGGAAAGAAUUCGCGAUAAAGUGGAAAAACAAAUCCCUAAAGAUUUGAACGAAUUAUCUGCUAAAGCCGACAAUAUCAGACAUCAAUUGAAUGCACGUAUCGACAAGGAGGAAGAGGAAAGAUUCCUUGCAAUUAAAGAGUUACAAGAAGCGUUCCAAAAACUACAGAGUCGUAGUUCAAGUUUCCCCAACAACGAUCCCUUAGGUCCUGGAAGCUCGGCUCAAAUCCGACGCGAUCUGGAUGAGUGCAAAGUGGCUAUCAAGAAAUUGGCCGAAUCCGUGACAACUGUAAAAAACGUGCUUGACAGAAAAAUUACCGAUGAAAGCAAAAAGAACUCUCGAAUAUAUGUUCAACCUAAAAAACAGUAUGUUGUCAGGAAUUACAGGAACAAGCGGUUCUUCUUCUUUUUCUUAUUAUUAUUAUUAUUAUUAUUAUUAUUAUUACUACUAUUGUUAUUAUUAUUAUUAUUAUUAUUAUUAUUAUUAUUAUUAUUGUUAUUAUUAUUAUUAUUAUUAUUAUUAUUAUUAUUAUUAUUAUUAUUAUUAUUAUUAUUAUUAUUAUUAUUAUUAUUAUUAUUAUUAUUAUUAUUAUUAUUAUUAUUAUUAUUAUUAGGAAUGAGAGAAGCCGAUAUCAAUCGUCUGUCACGGUCAAUGAACACUUGA
Necator americanus (New World hookworm) is the source of this 2127-nucleotide messenger RNA. RefSeq lists its product as uncharacterized. The coding region runs from base 1 to 2127 and encodes 708 amino acids. The transcript is spliced from 19 exons. The record is from RefSeq and is a predicted model, not a curated record. Lineage: Eukaryota; Metazoa; Nematoda; Chromadorea; Rhabditida; Ancylostomatidae.